AUGCCUGUCGGAACGAGAUCGCGCUCUCCCGCUUCCAGGCCAACUACUCCCCUCCGCCCUUCGUCACGUUCCUCAUUCCGUGCUUCUGUCCAUCAAAACAAUGGGAUCUUCACGGGGCCUGGAAUGCCGCUCGACUCCCUGGAGCCACAGUUUGCAGAAUUGAGCGACUCAAUGGCUGACCUAGAGGCGAAUUUGAUGCACUUGCAACUCAUGCAUGAAAGUCUCAGUCGGUUCGGAGAGAGUUUUGCGAGCUUUCUGUAUGGGUUGAAUAUGAAUGCCUUUGUUGUUGAUUUCCCCGAGGCUCCAAUCACCGAGUCGAUCAAGCGCUGGCAAAAGCGACAACAGGGCGGUCUGGGUAACCCGGACGAUCAGUCAACAACAAUUCAAAACAGUCCCCCCACUGGUAGUGGUGGAGUCGGAGAUGGUAAUGGAGAUGCAACUUUCAUGACUACGGCAGAUGCCAGUUUCGCAAGUUUGAAGGCAACUCCACGUCGUAAAAGCAUGGCCCCAUCGGUGACACCUGGCACUUCGUCGACUAUGAAGCAGAGCAAUCUAUCUACCGGUCGUGGAGGUGCUACGGCUGGGAGAGGAAGGGGAGGCAGUGCUGGAAACCGUGGUUCGAGAGGAAGUGGUCUACCACGGGGUAGAGCGAGGGGAAGCAAAUAG
Cladophialophora bantiana CBS 173.52 is the source of this 666-nucleotide messenger RNA. RefSeq lists its product as uncharacterized. Gene Ontology annotation, biological process: mitotic sister chromatid biorientation. NCBI's taxonomy places the organism in Eukaryota, Fungi, Ascomycota, Eurotiomycetes, Chaetothyriales, Herpotrichiellaceae. The transcript is spliced from 2 exons. The coding region runs from base 1 to 666 and encodes 221 amino acids. Gene Ontology annotation, cellular component: mitotic spindle; mitotic spindle polar microtubule; mitotic spindle pole body. The record is from RefSeq and is a predicted model, not a curated record.